Hyaena hyaena (striped hyena) is the source of this 1603-nucleotide messenger RNA. RefSeq names its product cylicin 2 (gene CYLC2). The record is from RefSeq and is a predicted model, not a curated record. Gene Ontology annotation, molecular function: structural constituent of cytoskeleton. Gene Ontology annotation, cellular component: nucleus. The transcript has 5 exons. Lineage: Eukaryota; Metazoa; Chordata; Mammalia; Carnivora; Hyaenidae. Bases 34 to 1278 code for a protein of 414 amino acids.
UAGAGUGCUUACUUAAGUCCUGGCAAAUCAUAGAUGGGGGAAAUGUCUGUUCCAAGAUUCCAAAAAAUAAACUUUGGAACAUAUGAUAACUACAUUCCAGUCAGUGAAUUAAGCAAAAAGUCAUGGAAUCAGCAGCACUUUGCCCUGGCAUUUCCCAAACCACCACGGCCAGGGAAAAAAAGGAGAUCAAUACCAUCCCAACUACGAGACAAUACAGUUCCUAAAUAUGAAGAAGAGAAAUUAAAAGAAAGUCCUAAACGACCAUUAUGGAUGCACAGUUCUUUAAUGAGAAUUUCUGAGAGACCAUCUGAUUAUUUAGCUGCCAGGAUGAGGCCUCCACAUAAACCAACCCAUCACUCCAAGGGGGAUGCUAAAGCAGCACAUGCACACAAACCUGCACCUCCAGCAAUAGGUAAGAAAGAUAAAGAAGACAAGAAAGCACACAAGAGAUACCAAUCAGAAUCAGAAACAGAAUCCACAGUUUCAAUGGGGCCACAAAUAACUAGGAAGGAAUCAAAAAUAGAUAAGGAUAUAGGAACAGGAACUAAAGGUGAAAAAGAUGUUGCAAAAACAGAUGCCAAGAAGGAGAAGAAAGGUACCAAGAUGGCUAAGGAGUCAGGUACAUCUAGAGAAUCUGAAGAGGAAAAGAAAGCUGCAAAAAAAGAUACCAAAAAAGAAAGAAAAGACUCAAAGAAGGGUAAGGAGUCAGGUAUAGAAUCUGAAGGUGAAAAGAAAGGAGACAAGAAAGAAAGAAAGGAUUCAAAGAAGAUCAAGGAGUCCUCAGCUACAGAAUCUGAAGGUGAAAAGAAAGAUGUCAAGAAAGGUUCCAAGAAGGAUAAGAAAGAUUCAAAGGACAAGGGGUCAGGAAUAGAAUCUGAAGGUGAAAAAAAGAAUUUAAAGCAAGAUGCCAAAAAAGAUAAAGAUUCAAAGAGCAAAGGAUCAAGUAUAGAAUCUGAAGAUGAAAAGAAGGCUGCCAAGAAGGAUGAGAAAAAGGAUUUAAAGAAACCAGGAGAGAAAGGUGAUGAAACAAGAAAUAAGAAAGAAUCCAAGAAAGAUGCAAAGACAAAGGGAAGUAAAAAAGAUAAGAAAGAUGAAAAGAAGUCCAGUAAGACAGAUAUUGAAUCAAAGGAUGAUACCAAGAAAGACACCAAGAAGAAUUCCAAAAAAGAUGCAAAGAAAGAUACUGACACAGAGUCUCCUGAUUCAAAGAAGGAUGCAAAGGAUGCAAAGAAGGAUACAAAGAAGGAUGCAAAGAAGGAUGCAAAGCAAGGCAAGUAGGCCUUGGAAAAUAAUUCAAAAGCAUGUUCAAUAAAACAAUUUUAGCAAACCUAUGACAGGAGGCCUCAAAGAAUCCAAUAAUUUUUAAAAUAGGGCAAAUAAGAAGACAAAGAAAGACUCAUAAAAUCAUCAUAAAAAUAUAAGGAACAUAAGAAAAAAUAAGAAAUGGUUCAUUGAAGGACUUGGAGGAUACUUAUGCUAAGUUUGGGGACAUGAAGGGUUCAAUGAAAGAUCCCUAGAAAGGGUUCAAAGAAUAUUAAAAUCAGGAUGUAGAAGUUAAUGACAUUGGAUGCAUGGAUAAAAAAAAUGAAGACUUCAAAAAAAA